AUGCAAAUAUCUCCCUUCCCAGGUUCAAACUCAGCAGAAAAUAAAAGGCGAAGAGUAACUAGAGCUUGUGAUAAUUGUCGUCAAAAGAAAGUUAAAUGUGAUGGGAAACAACCUUGUAUUCAUUGUACGGUUUAUUCUUAUAAAUGUACUUAUGAUCAACCCAAUAUUAGAAAUAAAAAAAACAGUGGUAUACCAAUACCUUCUCAACCAUCAGCAACUGUUUUAGCAGCAGCUGCUGCAGCAGCUGCUGCUUCUCAUUCUCAUAUAAAUGAUGAAGGAUUUCCAAAUAAUAAUUUGGUAGUAAGUCAAAAUAUCUUAAAUAUUUUAUUACCAAAAUUAAAAUUAAAUAUAUUUGAUCAAAAUUUUAAUUUUGAUUUAGAAAAAUUUCAAAAAGCUUAUCAAUUCAUUGAAUCCAAGAAUUCAAAUAUCAAUUUAAAUGAAUUAUCGGAAUUAUAUCUUGAACCAAACUCUAUACCGUCUCCUAUAGCAUCAUCAUCCAAUAAUAAUCGUCAUGAUAGACAAUCUUCAGUACUGUCAAAUGAUGAUGGUUCAAUUGGCAAAGAAAUUAAAUUAUAUUUACCUAGUAAGGAUAUUGCAUUACAAUUAAUCUAUAUCACUUGGAAUAAAGCAUGUGUAUUGUUUAGAUUUUAUCAUCGUCCCCUGUUAUUAGAAGAAGUUGAUUUAUUAUAUUCUCUUGAUCCAUAUAAUUAUGGUGAUAGACAACAAAAAUUCUUACCCUUUUUAUAUUCUAUUUUAGCUUGUGGUUCAUUAUUCUCAAAGACAAAUGAUAGUUCUCCAAAUCAUAAUGAAAGUUUAGAAGAUGAAGGAUUUAAAUAUUUCUUAGAAGCCAGAAAAUUAAUUGAUAUAAGUAAUGUGGGGGAUAUAAAUUCAAUUCAAACUAUUGUGAUGAUGAUUAUGUAUUUACAAUGUUCAGCUCGUUUAUCAACUUGUUAUUCUUAUAUCGGUAUUGCGUUAAGAAGUGCUUUAAAAGAAGGAUUACAUCGUAAUUUACUGAUUUUCCAAAAUUCAAGACGAAAAUUAGAUCCCAUUGAAAUCGAUACUAGAAAAAGAUUAUUUUAUACCAUUUAUAAAAUGGAUAUUUAUAUUAAUUCUUUAUUAGGAUUACCAAGAUCUCUUAAUGAAGAUGAAUUUGAUCAAGAAUUACCUGAAGAAUUGGAUGAUGAAAAUAUUACGAGAAAGGAUUAUCUUUAUGAUAAACAAGAAGGUCGUGUAAGUUCUUCAGCUUGUGCUAAUCAACAUACUAAAUUAAUGUUAAUUUUAUCUCACAUUGUUAAAAAAUUAUAUCCUAUUAAAGUUAAACUUCCUACCAAUUCAGCACCUUUAACUCCUGAUAGUAUUCAUACUAAAGUAACUGAAUUAGAAUUUGAAUUAAAGAAUUGGUUAGAUAAUCUUCCUCCUGAAUUAAAACCAACUGAUCCUAAUGAUUUCAAUUUAAACAAUAAUAUUCCUGAAAAAUUCUUAUUAGCCAAUUAUUACUUACAUUUAGCAUUUUUGAAUUGUCAAAUCAUGCUUUAUAGACCAUUUAUUCAUUUUAUAAGUGAUGGUGGUAGACCAAAUAGUAAUACUCAAUCAACUGAUCCAAGAUCAUUAAUUAGAGGAAGAAAUUGUAUAAAAGUGGCACGUUUAGUGGUUAAAUUAGCUGAUAAAAUGAUUGCAAAGAAUUUAUUAGUGGGAACUUAUUGGUUUUCAAUGUACACUAUCUUCUUUUCCAUUGCUUGUUUGAUUUAUUAUUAUCAUUUUGCAAAUUAUAACAAUAAUAAUAAUAAUAGUAAUAGUCAAACCUUUUCAAGUGGAGCAAAUUAUGCGGGUGUAUUAUUUGAUGAUGAUUUAAAUAUAGAUAUGAUUAAAAAGGAUAUUGAAGUGGGUAGAAAACUUUUAGAUCAUUUAAAAACUAGUUCCAAUGCUUCUUCAAGAAUAUAUAAUAUCUUGAAUACUUUAUUUGAACAAUUGAAUAGAAGAACUGCUACUACUUCAAGAUUUAGAAGUACAAGAUUAAAUCAACAAUCCAUACCUAGUACUAUUUCUGGUGUUUCUGGAGUAGAAGCUACAUUUAAUAAUUUUGAUAAAAUGAAUAACUUUGAAAAUAAUGAUGCCAAUGGUGCAAAGGAAGGCGAUCAAGGCUAUAAUGCAUAUGCUCAACAAAAGACAGGUUCUGAUAAGAGAGAUUCUUUAGGACAAUUGUUCACUGAUACUACCUUAGCUACAUUCCAAGCUAAAACUCCAGAACAAGCGGCUGAACUUUUAGGUCAUACAUCAUCUGAAAGUCAAUCAUUACCAGUGAUAGGAGAGCCAAAUCAAAAUGAAAACAUUGAUACUCAAAGACAAGAUGAGUUUGGUAAUAAUUAUAUGCCAGGUCCAUUUGAUAAAUUAGAUGCUCAAAUAUUUGGCCGAAUCCUUCCUCCAUAUAUGUUAGAAAAGAAUGCAUCAAGGACAACAUCCAUAACUGGUAUUCCAACUGGAUUAACUCCUGUAUCUGAUGGAUCAAAUCCAGCCUCAGUCCGUGCCCAGUUCACGCCUAAUCAUCCACAGCAACCACAACCACAACCACAACCAAUACCUAAUUUAGGUGAUCCAACUGCACAAUUAUCCCAUUUAAAUUUAGAUUCGUUCGAUUUCUCAAGCCUUGGUGAUCCAAACAAUUUGGACUUUUUAGACCCUUACAGCUCAGUAUAUAGCGAUUUCAAGAAUUAA
Molecule: messenger RNA, 2712 nt
Organism: Scheffersomyces coipomensis
Lineage: Eukaryota; Fungi; Ascomycota; Pichiomycetes; Serinales; Debaryomycetaceae
Gene: ASG1
Product: Asg1p
Exons: 2
Coding region: 1-2712 (903 amino acids)
Biological process (GO): positive regulation of transcription by RNA polymerase II; DNA-templated transcription
Cellular component (GO): nucleus
Molecular function (GO): sequence-specific DNA binding; DNA-binding transcription factor activity, RNA polymerase II-specific; zinc ion binding
Source: RefSeq, a predicted model, not a curated record